AUGCCCGCCCGCCGCGAGACUGCGCAUGCGCGCGCCGCCCUCCUCCCCCCGCGCCGUAGCUGCCGUCCCACGUGCCGCGGGCUGGCCAAUCAAGAGUGGGCGGAGGGUUGGAGGAGGAGGGCGGCGGUUGGGCGAAGCGCUCGCUCCGUGUGGCGGCGGCGGCGGAGGCCGGAGGGGGGGUGGCGGCCCCGCCGUGUCGCGCCGCGCGCUCACGAGGUGUCUCCGUGUCGCCCUCAGCCGAAGAGGAGAUCGGCGCGGCUCUCCGCCAAACCCGCCCCUGCCAAAGCGGAGCCCAAGCCCAAAAAGCCAGCGGCGAAGGAUAAAUCUGAGGACAAGAAAGCUCCAUCAAAAGGGAAAAAAGGACCUAAAGGAAAGCAGGCAGAAGAGACGAACCAAGAACAGACAAAGGACAACCUUCCUGCAGAAAAUGGAGAAACGAAAAAUGAGGAGACCCCAGCAUCUGAUGCAGCAGUAGAGAAAGAAGCUAAGUCUGAGUAACAUCUUGCACCAGCUCUUUAAUUGGUGGUCCUUAUACCUUUCUUGUACAAUUCAGAGGAUUAUUUUUAUCAACUAUUUUGUAAAUGCAAGUUUUUUAGUAGUUCUAGAAAGCACGUUUUUAAGAAGGAAAAAAAAAAGCCCAACUCGAUCCAUUUUUUUACAUUUUUAGAUAAGUAUAAAUGCUUUUGUAAAGUGGUAAAAUCUUGUACUGGUUGUUUUCUAUGAAACCAGAGAUUAAUGGAACGUUGAGGACUUGGAAGUCUUGGUUAAGCUUUACAUUUCAUAGGCAGCGAGGGACAGUUUUUCUAUCCUGUUAAACAAAACAUAACAGUUCAAACUUCGGGAAUUCAUGAUGUGCUGGAAAGUGUCUUUACAUUGUAGUUAUUUAUCUAUGAUUGUACCAUCAGUAGAAUUGCUUACCUAAUAAAACUGCUCCCUAGUGUUGGAUUUCUUGCUGAGUUCUGUAUUAUCUGUGACAAAGUUAUUUUUGGUAAAUGCAGUUUUAUGUUUUUUUCCAGCAAC
This is a messenger RNA of Nothoprocta perdicaria, 1020 nucleotides long. RefSeq names its product high mobility group nucleosome binding domain 1 (gene HMGN1). Gene Ontology annotation, biological process: chromatin organization. Bases 1 to 498 code for a protein of 165 amino acids. Gene Ontology annotation, cellular component: chromatin; nucleus. NCBI's taxonomy places the organism in Eukaryota, Metazoa, Chordata, Aves, Tinamiformes, Tinamidae. The transcript has 5 exons. Gene Ontology annotation, molecular function: nucleosomal DNA binding. The record is from RefSeq and is a predicted model, not a curated record.